UGUGUGUGUGUGUGUUCAGGAGCAAUGCAGUAAGAGUGAGCGUUGAGCUGCAGCAGCAUCAGUGUCUCAGUAUCAGUCGCUCUGCAGCAUGCAUCAGGAAACACACUUCAUCCACACUUUCUGCUCCACAGGAUGUGAGUUCAGAUAAGCAAUCAGGAUGGUAGCAGAGACCCAGGCUGAUGCGGACAUACCGAAGCGAUGGAGGAGACAACGCCAGACCCCGCUUUUGUGGACGUGGACCAGGGUAUGACCCUGGCAUGCAUCGCCUUCCUAUGUCUGCUUCUGGUGGCAAUGAUCAUCCGCUGUGCCAAAGUCAUCAUGGACCCCUACAGCGCCAUCCCCACCUCCACCUGGGAGGAGCAGCACUUGGACGACUAGCAGAUUUCCCCAAGACCUCGCCGAAUAAACAUGCACCUGCAUUCAAUCAAUGUUUACACCAAUGCACGGAUAUCUACGGGAUAUUUAAGCCGAUAGUCAUCUUCUCGCAUGCAGCAUCACUGGCUUUGAAGACGUCUGCAUGGAAACGGAGCUGAAUUGAACCCAACUCUAUUAAACGAGAAGGCAUGCAUUUUGAAAUGAAGCGGAUUUUGACAUCAAUGUCCUCUUUUUUGCUUCUACCCUGGAUGAGGUUUAGUAAAACGAAAUCACUCCAAAGCACAAAAUCUGACACUUCCAUGUUCUCACAACCAAUGCAUCCUGAAUUUGUAAUAAUAAAAUAUGUAUAUUUUUAUCUUUAAUAAGGUUAUACAAGAAACACAUCCAAUUAAGGCAUGGAAAACACUUCUAGCUAUACAAGCUCCACAAUUUUACAGCGUUGCCACAAGGGGUGCUAUAGCCUUCUUACUGUCCGUUUUCUUUUACACAGUCAUGGUGGAACAACAGUAAGUUAGGAGGUUAGUCAACAGCCAAAAUGCUAAUUAUGAUUUAAUAUAACAGUAAUUUACAGUUAACUAUCGCCCCCUUGAGUAGCACCACUGCAAAUACAGUAUUUACAAUGGGACUGCAUACUUGCAAUACAUUGGUCAAGCAUUCGCAUUUACAGACAUGCAUAAGUAUGAGCUUAAUUGUUAUUAAGUUUUGCAAGAAGACAAAACUUUGACUGAAGGCCUUGUGGAAACGCCCAAAGAUGAAAAACGCCAUAAACUCUCUUUAAAAGAGCUCUCUCUCAUUUAUCGGCUCUUACGAUCUGAUCCCCUGAUGUGGUUUGAUUCUGUUGUCCUUGACAAAGUGUACGCAUUAGCAGAGAGCUAUAGUCUGCACCGCAUGAUAUCAAGUGUCUCAGCUGAGGUUAUAUAAAUGAAGUGGACAAAACAACUAAACACCAGUGUCCUGUCUGAUGUGCUACAUAUCUGUUCUCAACCACAAUAAAGAUGAUAGUAAUUCUAGUAUUUCUGGUGAAUUAUCACCAACCAUUGGUGAGUACACUGCAAAUCUUCAAGCUUUAUAAUGGGAUUUUAAACACCACACUAAAUUAUGGGGGGAAUUCGGGUCUAAUCCAGUCAUAUCACACUAAUUUAGGAUUUUAGACAAUACAUAGUU
Molecule: messenger RNA, 1539 nt
Organism: Carassius auratus (goldfish)
Lineage: Eukaryota; Metazoa; Chordata; Actinopteri; Cypriniformes; Cyprinidae
Product: cortexin domain-containing 1
Exons: 2
Coding region: 199-378 (59 amino acids)
Source: RefSeq, a predicted model, not a curated record